UCACAGGUGGUGAAGCAGGUCUGCAGGUGUCUGUCUUUCUCUCCUCUCUCCAUUUCUCUCUGUCCUGGUAACAACAAGGGAAACAAAAGGAAAAAUAAAUAAUUAAAAAAAGAAAGGAAACUUAGGAGUUCGUGGUCCCCCCAGCUCCCAGCUUCAUCAAAAGAAGGGAAAAAUCGAUUUCCUGACACAUAGCUAUGCUAUGAUAUCUACAUGGCGGGAAAAAACAAAACAAAAGACACACACAACUGCAAAUCUGUCAUUCUUAUGAAUUCAAGAUGAGUCCCCUUUCAUAGUAAUUACAUUUUUCAAAAUAAAUGUUGAAUAGUUACCACCUUAACCAGUGAACUAUCAGAACGCAAACCUUCACUUCCUAUCUUUCUAUACCAAUUCCAUCUUUUACAUUCUGACCCAUAGAAGCAAAGCCAAAAAAAAAAAAAAAAAAGAAAGAAAGAAAGAAAGAAGGAAAAGAAUCCUCAUCAAAUCAAAAGAGAGGAAGUGAGGAAGUGCUAAGCAAAUACAGGAACCAGAAAAGGUUAUAGAAGCUGUCUCACACUGUCUCAUUCAGUUCCCCUGUGGUCCUCUUCCCCGGUUCAUAGCAGCGCAGUUCCUCACCACCUGUGGGACCAGAGCAUCGUGGGUGUGUGAUCAUGGAAGAACUGGAUGCAUUAUUGGAGGAACUGGAACUCUCUACCUUCCAGGACAACGAUGACUAUUCUAUGCCAACUUCUCUUCCCUUGGUUCCACAGUCCAGAAAGGAGAGUCAACAUACUGAGACUACAAAGACCGUAUCUGGUCAGGAUGGUACAAGACCUUUGUCGGUGCAGCUUGUGUAUACUACCAAUAUCCAGGAGCCUAAUGUCUACAGCGAGGUCCUAGAACCAACCGAAGUGCCGCUACCUCCCAAGACCUCAGCAGUCGCUCAGCUGGAUGAGCUCAUGGCCCACCUGGGUGAAAUGCAGGCCAGGGCUGCAGAGAAACCGGACUCCAGCAAGACACCCUUACCUGAUAAGCAGGCCUCCCUGGACUCAAUGCUGGGAGGUUUGGAGCAGGAUUUGCAGGACCUUGGAAUUGCCACUGUGCCCAAGGGCCACUGUGCUUCUUGCCGGAAACCGAUUGCUGGGAAGGUCAUCCAUGCUCUGGGACAAGCUUGGCACCCUGAGCACUUUAUCUGCUCUCACUGCAAAGAAGAGAUUGGCUCCAGCCCCUUCUUCGAGCGGAGUGGCUUGGCUUACUGCCCCAAGGAUUACCACCAUCUCUUCUCUCCCCGAUGUGCUUACUGUGCUGCUCCUAUCCUGGAUAAAGUGCUGACAGCCAUGGAUCAGACCUGGCACCCCGAGCACUUCUUCUGCGCUCACUGCGGAGAGGUGUUUGGUGAAACAGGCUUUCACGAGAAAGACAAGAAGCCAUAUUGCCGAAAGGACUUCUUAGCCAUGUUCUCACCCAAGUGUGGCGGCUGUAACCGCCCGGUGUUGGAGAACUACCUUUCCGCCAUGGACACCGUCUGGCACCCGGAGUGCUUUGUGUGUGGGGACUGCUUCAGCAGUUUCUCCACAGGCUCUUUCUUUGAGCUGGAUGGACGUCCUUUCUGUGAGCUCCACUACCAUCACCGCCGGGGAACCCUCUGCCAGGGAUGUGGGCAGCCCAUCACCGGCCGCUGCAUCAGUGCCAUGGGCUACAAGUUCCAUCCUGAGCACUUUGUGUGUGCCUUCUGCCUGGCUCAGCUGUCAAAGGGCGUUUUCAAGGAACAGAAUGGCAAGACCUAUUGUCAGCCUUGCUUCUGUAAGCUCUUCCCACAGUAACCUCAGCUCUUCCCACUCUGAUCUCGCUUGAAUCAGCCCAGGCCUCUUCAAAGGCUCUGCGUGAUUUAAAUCGGGAGAAGAAUGAGUGCAUUUCUUGUCACUGAGCUUCUGUUCAGUAAACUAACAGAAAAAAAAUUUGGGGGGUGAUGAACAAAUAAGGGAACUUACAGAUAUCAUAUGGCUAGGCAUGUAGUAUUCAAUGGCAGAUUUCCAGCCUUGUUUAAAAUUCAGGAGCAACCAGAAAGCUCUGAACUACAACUCUAUCAGGUCCUGGAGAGAGAAGAGGAAAAAGAGAGGGCCAGACAGAUGUAGUCAUAUGGGUAUGUGUAACCUGGAAAAAAAAAAAAAAGAGAAGAUGGGACGUUAAAAAAAAAAAAAGGCAAGUAUAUACAUAUAUAGACAGAUAGUUGUAGAAAUAAUAGUUAACCCAUAUCUGCAACCUUAGGAGAACUGCUGUAGCUUACUGUAGAGGGACUGGGGAUUUUUAGAACUCUGGUGGUGAUGGGAGCGCUGUGAAAUUAUACUCCUGUUGACUUGUAAUUUUUUAAAUCAAUAUUAAAUCACUAAAAAAGAAAAAAAAAAGAAAAGAAUAGGGAAGCUUCCGAUAGAGGGAACAGGACACAGAACUCUGGUGGUGGUGGGGCUGUAGGAAAUUAUACCCCUGUCAUCUUACAGUCCUGUUAAUCAUUAUUAAAUCACUAAUAAUUUCCCCCCUGUGGCCCCAGUUCUUUGAUGGCCUCCUCAUAUCUUCCUCCUCUGACCCUCAUGGAUACCUCUUAGCAAGUUUCCCACAGCUGUAGAUCUUAUUCUUGCUGUCAGGGAUUGUGGGGUACUUACUCUUAAACUCUUUUAGUAUCUUUUCAGUGCCUUAUGCUCUUCUCAAGAGGAAGUAGAUAUAACCGGACAACUUUGAGGUCAGAGGACACUGAAAAGUAAAAUGGUGUGUGGUUUUGAUGACUCGUUGCCAAAUUUGGAGACAAAUUUUUCUGGCUUUUCAUGUUCUAUACUAGGUAAUCUGUAUAGACGCACUUGUCUAUAUUUUUGUUUACUUCCAUACAAUAGAUAAAAGAAAUUCAGUUGAAUGUGGCUUCCUCACCACUAACUUUUCUCUUCAUUUGGAUUUACUACAUUAAAUGGGGUUUUACUAUUUAGUUUUUGAUGCUUACAUAAUUAAAUCAUUUGAGAAGAUGGAAAACAUUUUUUAAAUUAGUUUUCAUCACUUUAUUUACAUAUGGAGAAAACUUGGAUGUGUACCCUAUAGGCAUUUUGCAAAUUUGUAUUCGCAUAUGUAGACAUAUCUCUAAAUGCUUCAGAUUGUGUAUAUUGAAUGCACUGAUAAUGUCUAAAUAAAGUAGUUCAAAAAAAAAAA
Molecule: messenger RNA, 3168 nt
Organism: Erinaceus europaeus (western European hedgehog)
Lineage: Eukaryota; Metazoa; Chordata; Mammalia; Eulipotyphla; Erinaceidae
Gene: LPXN
Product: leupaxin
Exons: 9
Coding region: 648-1799 (383 amino acids)
Source: RefSeq, a predicted model, not a curated record